UGGCCGUGCCCAGCUGCGUUUAGCGGAUAACUUGUCGCUGAGGAAAUUCGCGUGAGGUGCGAGUGUAAGGUUGUUCCUGAUCGAGUCGAGUCAACGCGGAUCAUUGCGAUCGCGAGUCGGCGUUAUCUCGUGGGGAGUCAACCAUCGAGGAAGCGCGCGAAACGAGCGGGAGAAGCGGCGUAGUCACGUUGACGCGCUCCUAACCUCUCAAGUGUCAGUCACAGUCAGUUCCCGUUCCAGCGACCCGCUGCUCGAGCGUGUCGCGCUUGCACGUCGGCGAGCAGAAGAGAUCCCGCACGUGCUCCUACGCACGUCAUUGUUCCCCCUGUGUGUUCCAUCGCGCCGAUAACCGAUGUCCGCUGGCAUGUUCCGCACGACGACAGCGAGGCCAUUCAACCUGCGAUACAUCCUCGCGUUCAACGAACCUUACGCACUUUGUUGGAGACAGAAUAGAGUGAAAUAGUGUUUACUGCAGCUGCAUACGUGAAUGUGCGAUCGCGGUUCGAUUAACUUAUUUUUUAUAGAUAUAGUUUAUCCCCUAUUGUAUUUAUAUUACACGUGUGCGACACUCGCUCACUGUUCAUUGUUAUCACAAUCUGCUGCUACUCAACACCGCACAUAAUAUAAAAGCAUAUAUAUAUAUAUAUAUAUAUAUAUAUAUUUGUAUAUAUACUACUACUCAGCAUUUCGCAUUUUCUAUUAUUCUAUCUAGCUUAACGAUGCGCCUUAUCAGUGUUGAGAAGCUGAGCGAAAUUCAGAAUGACGCUACACGCAUCAGGAAUAUAUGUAUACUGGCACAUGUGGAUCAUGGAAAAACAACCCUGGCAGAUUCUCUCGUCGCAAGUAACGGCAUCAUCUCCAACAAAUUGGCUGGCAAGCUCCGAUAUUUGGACAGUAGACCGGAUGAGCAGAUACGUGGAAUCACGAUGAAAUCCAGCUCCAUAACGCUGUGUCAUGUACACAAUGAAACGGAUCAUGUAAUAAAUCUAAUCGACUCUCCGGGACACGUAGAUUUUUCCUUUGAAGUUUCAACGGCGGUUCGACUUUCCGAUGGAGCUUUUAUCGUGGUUGACGUAGUCGAAGGUGUAUGCCCUCAGACACGUAGCGCCUUAUCUAUAUCCUAUGUCGAGGGUUUAAAGCCUAUUUUAGUACUUAAUAAAAUCGACAGAUUGAUUAUAGAAAUGAAAUUGACGCCAUUAGAUGCCUAUGUUCGUUUGACGCAAGUUUUAGAGCAAGUAAACGCCAUUAUGGGUGAAUUAUUUGCGAGCGAUGUUAUGGAACGCGAAGAACGAGAGGAAACAGUUACAGUUGCGUCAAACAGGGUAAACGAAAGAGAUUUGGCUGAUUGGCAAUCGGUGCUAGAAGAGAUUGAUGAUUCAAAUUUAUAUUUUUCUCCAGAACAAGGAAAUGUCCUUUUUGCUAGUGCAAUUGAUGGCUGGGGAUUUGGUAUAAAGGAAUUUGCUAAAAUUUAUUCUAACAAGUUGGGAUUCAGCGAGAAAAUUUUGCGUAAAACUCUGUGGGGAGAUUUUUAUAUAAAUAACAAAACAAAACGUAUCAUGAAAGGAGCUCAAGAGAAGGCGAAGAAGCCGCUUUUCGUACAACUUAUAUUGGAUAAUAUCUGGGUACUAUACGAGAACAUAGUGAUACGAAAAGACAAAGAUAAAUUGUCGACUAUGGCUCAGAAAUUAAAUAUCAAAUUGACAACGCGAGACUUGAGACAUACAGAUCCGAAAGCACAAUUACAAGCCGUUUGCUCGCAGUGGCUUCCUCUGGCACAGACUUGUCUCGAUAUGGUAUGCGAGAAGGUGCCAGCACCAAGUAAAUUAACCGACGAGAAAAUUGAACGAUUGAUAAGUGGAAACAACGACUUCUCUACUUUACCUCUUGAAACACAGCGACUCAAAACAGCAUUCUUAUUGUGCGAUCCAUCUCCGGAUGUACCAGUUAUUGUAUUUGUAUCGAAAAUGUUUCUAGUGGAAAGAGACAUGUUACCUGAAAAUAGGCCGAAAUCUUUAACAUCAGAAGAAUUGGCACAAAGAAGAGAGAUUGUUCGACAGAAGCAUGCCGAGCAAUUGGAGCGAAAAACUGUUAGCGAGAAUCAUGAAGAAAGUACGUACAAUUCGGUUGCAUCUAAGAAUGAGGAGGUCUCUAUAAAAGAGGAGAAUGUCACUGAUGAUAAGUCGGACGGCGCAUUAGUAGCUUUCGCUCGAGUAUAUUCGGGAUCCAUCAAGAUUGGGGACGAGGUGUUUGUCUUAGGACCGAAACACAAUCCCAGUGUUGCUCUGGAACGCGAGAAGGCGGGCGAGCAAGUGGAUUCGUCGCUUGUGCUCAAGGAUUUGAAACCUGGGAGACAUAUCACAAAGGUGACUGUAAGUAAAUUGUACAUUCUCAUGGGAAGAGAGCUCGAAGCUGUGAGCAAAAUUCCGGCAGGUAAUGUCUUCGGAAUCGGCGGCCUCGAAGAGCAUGUACUAAAGACCGCGACACUUUCCACGACGAUCGCUUGUCCUUCCUUUACGGAAUUAACUUCUCUCGCGGUUCCAAUUUUACGAGUAGCUCUUGAGCCGAAGCAUCCGAAUGACUUGCCCAAGCUUAUCAACGGCUUAAAAUUAUUGAAUCAGGCAGAUGCCUGCGCCAUCGUUCACAUGCAAGAGACUGGUGAGAUUGUCCUGAGCACUGCCGGUGAGGUUCACUUGGAGAGAUGUCUGGAAGAUCUCAAAUUGCGAUACGCAAAAGUCGACAUUAACGUGUCGGAUCCAAUCGUGCCAUUCCGCGAAACUAUAGUACCGCCUCCGAAACUCGACAUGGUGAACGAAGCGAUCGAGAAGAAGAUGGAAGAAGGUAGACUCGAAAUUUGGACAUCGAAUCGGCAGUGUUACUUCGAGAUAGACGCGAAACCUCUUCCAGAAAACGUAACGAAAUUGUUAGAGAAAAAUAUUAAUUUGAUAAAACUGUUGGAUAGUUACUGCGAUAGAGGUGUAGAGAAAAAUGGAGAACACGGGAAUAUUUCUGGUGAGAGUCAACCUAGUGAGAGAUUUAUGUCCGAUAAAAAGCAGAAGGAAGCGAAAAUCUUCAAGAACGAAUUAGAGGCAGCUUUUCUCGAGGCAGGAUGGAAGGAUAAUAUAUUAGACAAAAUAUGGUCGUUUGGGCCUCGGAAAUGUGGACUCAAUAUCCUGUUGAACGAAACCGAUUAUAAACAAAAAAAAUACUGGGAGCAGCAAAACACAAACGUCGAUUCUCGAACGAUAUAUGAGAGCAGCAUAGUCAAUGGAUUUCAGCUCGCUACUUUAGCUGGUCCCUUGUGCGAGGAGCCUAUGAUGGGUGUUUGCUUUUUUUUAAAGAAGUGGGAAAUUUUUGAUACUUCACAAAGCGAUUCCAGUGGUCAAAGCCAAGGACAUCUAGCCGGCCAAUUAAUGUCAGCAUGUAAAGAAGCCUGUCGACGCAUUUUUAGCCUGCGACAUCCUCGAUUGAUGACGGCAGUGUACAGUUGCAGCGUUUUAGUCAACUCCGACGUUCUCGAAAAAGGGCUACGAUAAAUCAAUGUCGUUCGGUUUAAAUGGCUGUCGCGGAUAUCGAGUGAUUUUGACUGAUCGUUUAAAUGUAUCUGAAAAAUACGUUUGCGAUGUACGCUGGACAAGAGGAGGCGGAUUCAAUGAUUCAAGGCAGCGAAGCGCAGUGCGGCGGUAACGGUGUCGUGCAGAUGGUAACGCGCGAGUAGAGCAUCCGCGAGCAGUCGCGGGUGAUGGACCGUAACGUUCUCACAGAUAACUCACGGCUUCCGAUGACGUUCAUUCGCGUUCUGGUUAUGUCAAGUUAUCCUAGGAUCACUCGGCACGGAACAAUACCCUCCUGCAUCUCGAAAGGAGAAAUCGGCAUUUCAUUAGAAAGCACCCGACCUUUAAAUUUAUAACGACGCAUUUUAUAUUUAUAAUA
Camponotus floridanus (Florida carpenter ant) is the source of this 3930-nucleotide messenger RNA. Its product is annotated as elongation factor-like GTPase 1. The transcript is spliced from 4 exons. Bases 720 to 3533 code for a protein of 937 amino acids. Lineage: Eukaryota; Metazoa; Arthropoda; Insecta; Hymenoptera; Formicidae. The record is from RefSeq and is a predicted model, not a curated record. Gene Ontology annotation, cellular component: ribonucleoprotein complex; cytosol. Gene Ontology annotation, molecular function: GTPase activity; GTP binding; ribosome binding. Gene Ontology annotation, biological process: cytosolic ribosome assembly.